Xyrauchen texanus (razorback sucker) is the source of this 2786-nucleotide messenger RNA. RefSeq names its product DDB1- and CUL4-associated factor 15-like. Gene Ontology annotation, biological process: protein ubiquitination. The transcript has 13 exons. Lineage: Eukaryota; Metazoa; Chordata; Actinopteri; Cypriniformes; Catostomidae. Gene Ontology annotation, cellular component: Cul4-RING E3 ubiquitin ligase complex. Bases 15 to 1925 code for a protein of 636 amino acids. The record is from RefSeq and is a predicted model, not a curated record.
GGCAAAAGUCCAAUAUGGCGCCCAGCUCAAAAUCUGAGAAAGAUGACAACAAACAAAAACAUCAGAGAAAACACAAAGAUCACAUUAUCAAACUUCUAACGCGUGGACGGCUGAAUGGACAGCUCUCUCAGCGGUUCUUCCGGAAACUUCCUCCUCGUGUGUGUGUCCCUCUGAAAACCAUCGUCAGUGAGGAGUUCCUCAGAGCAGGGCACAUCUUCCUGGGCUUCACUAAGUGCGGUCGUUACGUGCUGUCUUACACAAGUGACUGUGGAGAAGAUGACGAUUUCUCCUUCUACACGUAUCACCUGUACUGGUGGGAGUUUAACCUGCACAGCCGCCUCAAACAGGUGCAUCAUGUGCGAUUGUUUGCAGGUGAGGAUAUUUACAGUGAUCUCUAUUUGACUGUGUGUGAGUGGCACAAUGAUCAUUCCAAGCUGGUCGUCUUUGGCUUCAACACUCGCAGCUCCAGUUCAGCCCUGAUGAACAUGAUGAUGAGUGACGAGAACAACAGAGACAUUUACAUCACAAUCACCUCAAUGCCUCCAGCACAACCCUGCAAACAGUGCUGCCCCACCUCCUCUGUGUCUACCAUACGCACAGGAGGGGAGUGUCUGCAGCACGGUUAUGUUCUGAAUGCUCGCUAUCAGGUGGUUUAUCCGUUCCCAACGUUCCAGCCCGCACUGCAGCUGAAGAAAGACCAGGUGAUUCUACUGAACACCAGCUACUCUCUGGUGGCCUGUGCCAUCUCCCUCUGUCCAGGAAAUGGGCAACAGGACGGUCAGAAUAAUCAGAUUCUGUACAGAAAGAGAGAAGUCCCUUCCUCUUCCUCCUCCUCUUCUUCUACUGCUGCUGGACCUACCUCUCCAUCUUCAUCCUCAUCCUCAUCAGCCUCGUCUCAGGGGUCACCCGACUUCAGGCAUAUAAAGCCUCAUGUCUCUUCGCACUCUCCCGGCCAAUCACAGGCCGCUGUGCGAGCCAGAGAGUUUGCGGCUGAUAUUUUCCGCCGAGCUCAGGCCGGAGCAAGAGAUGGAGACGCUUAUGGACAAAAGAGAGACCAUGACAGGUGCAAAGUCAGAGAGAAAGUAGAGGAAGACCGAGACGCGGAGGUCCCCGGACCCUCUACCUCCUCUUCAGGACAGAAACAAAGUUUAGCUCCACCUACAGAGGCGAAGGAAAGCGUGACAUGCAAAGAAGUCGUGUCCCCGGGGUCCUCGUCCUCUGUGUCCUCUCUGUCUCCUAAUGCUCAUGAGUUUUCAACAUCAUCUUCCUCCCCAUCUGAGCCAGCUUAUGUCAACUACACCACUCUGAGAUACAGACUACAGCAGACCGGAGCGUCAGAACAGACAAAUGGAGAGGAGGAUGAUAAAGUUCAGCUUCCUUUCACUGUGACCGAUCUAAAGGGCCGAAACUUACAGCUGGUGACCGGACAAGACGGUGGUCAGUGUGUGUGUGUCGAGCAGCUGACGCUGGAUUUUGAGUAUCUGAUUAAUGAGGUCAUCAGGAAUGAUGCUGAUUGGGGCUCUCAGUUCUGCUCCUUCAGUGAUUAUGAUGUCGUCAUCCUCGAGGUUUGUCCAGAGACGAACAUAGUGGUGAUAAACAUUGGACUUUUACUGCUGGCCUUCUCUAACUGUGAGGAUGAACACUGCAGACCCAAGUCCUAUCACUCCAGUUUGCAGGUCAGUUGGGAUUUAAACACAGGAGCGUGUCGCACAGUCGGUGUGGGUGACCUCACCGAGGUCAAAGGUCAAACCAGUGGAAGUGUGUGGAGCUCUUACAGGAAGUCCUGCGUCAACACUGUCAUGAGGUGGCUCGUCCCAGAGAGCAGCUCGCGCUACAUCAACCGCAUGACCAAUGAAGCUCUGCACAAAGGUUCAUCUCUUCAGGUGUUAGCUGACAAUGACAGAGGCACAUGGAUUGUUCUUUAAGAGAGACGACACACACACACACACACACACACACACACACACACACACACUAACUAACUGCCCCAUCAAUGCUGCUGUGCUCUGGGUCACACAGUGUCAGGACUAAAGAUAUGAUCAAACAGUCUCAUAGACUUUUACAGUCAAAAUGCACCUCUCAGUGUUUCUGUCAUGUUUGUUUGUUUGUUUACGUCCAUCAGUGUGAUUGUGUGGGAACAUUCACUACUUCAGGAUAUUUCAGGGACUUCGUGUGAUCCAACAAACUAUCCCUUUCAUCAACAGACACAUAAAGACAUGUUUGCAUGGUGCUCAGUCCACCUUAAACGCCUGUAACGGCGCUGGACACUCCGGGAUCAUCUUGUAUACUAAAACGUCCUUGUUCCCUUGAAUAUCCGUCCCUGUUAAAACUUUAAGCACAUAAUGAGGCUACACAUGUUAGCUAAAUGAAGUUCCAGUUCAUAUUGUGUUCCUGUAUGAAAAUGCUCCAAAGUAAGUAAUUGAUCAUUUCUAAGUCAAAAGUGGAAGUUUUAAUUCUUUAUGUGGCCAGAAAGCCUGAAAAUGUACUUCUCAGCUGCGGAGGAAGCACCUUAUCUUAAAGGAAACCCUGUGUUGGUUUGGGUGUUGCAGGACACAGUUGUUUACAUUGUUUAGGAUGUGUAUAGAGGUCUGUGUCAUCAGCCAAUCAGAAACUGUAGCUCCUCCCCCUUUAAAAAAAAUACUGGUCAUGGCCUCCGCUGGACUGGAUGAGAAUAUUAUUUUUACUCAACAUGGAUUUACUUUAUUUUUGAUCAAAUUAAAUAAUUCAUGCAUACUUUAAUAUCUAUGACUUUUUUAAUUGCAUAAAAGCGAGCUAAUUUAAUGUAU